UGCUGCCACACACCUGGCCUCGCGUGCCACUAACCUCCUGUCCCCUGUCUCUCUGUCUCCUUUCAGCUUCUCAGACGUCCAACAUGGCAGAGGAGAAUAUCUAUGAGAGAAUAGACGAGGAGAACUUGUACGAAAAGCCUUUUGACGAGCCGGACCCCUCUGUCCAGGAGGAACCCAAGUAUGAGAACCAAAGCGCGUUUGCUGACGGAGCCCCAGUGGUGGAGGCGAUUUACAGCGAGAUCGAUGUUCAGGCCAAGAAAGGAAGAAGUUUGUCUCCGGAUUACAUCAACACUGAGGAAGCAGAGGAAAUCCAGACUGAAGCUCAGAACGGGGAAGCACUGUAUGAGGUUCCACCAGGGGAGGAUGGUGAAAAAGAAGAAGAAGAAGAAGAGACUUCCAGACACUCUUCUCCAUCUGAGCGCUUUGGAGAUCCCUGUGAUGAAGAGCAGCUAGAGGAAGACACAUAUGAAGACAACGCAGAGGAUGGGAUGAUGAUGGCUUUCUCCCUGCCAAGGGGUAGAGCCGCAGAACCAGCGGAAGAAAUGGUGGACUACAGUCUCAAACCAGUGCAAGACAACAGUGUUGAAGAAGAGGAGAAACCUGUAGAUCCUAAUCAGCCUGAAAUCGCACUCUUCGUCAAGGCUGGAAGUGAUGGGGAGAGCAUCGGGAACUGCCCGUUUUCUCAACGCCUCUUCAUGAUCCUGUGGCUCAAAGGGGUUGUCUUCAACGUCACCACUGUGGACCUGAAGAGGAAACCAGCUGACCUGCAUAAUCUGGCUCCAGGCACACACCCUCCUUUUCUCACGUACAACGGUGAGGUCAAGACAGACAUCAACAAAAUUGAGGAGUUUUUAGAAGAAGUGUUAGCACCACCAAAAUACCCCAAGCUGGCAGCCAAGCACAGGGAGUCCAACACAGCAGGGAUUGACAUAUUUGCAAAGUUCUCAGCUUACAUUAAAAACCCAAGGCCAGAAGCCAAUGGAGGGCUGGAGAAGAACUUGACAAAGGCUCUAAAGAAGCUGGACGACUACCUGAACAGCGCUCUGCCCGACGAGAUAGACGCAAACAGCAUGGAAGAAGAGAAAAGCUCUAACCGCAAGUUCCUGGAUAGCGACGACCUCACCCUGGCAGACUGCAACCUACUGCCAAAACUCCACAUAGUCAAGGUUGUUGCCAAGAAGUAUCGUAACUACGACAUCCCCACCGAUCUGACAGGACUGUGGCGCUACCUGAACAGCGCUUACGCCCGAGAGGAGUUUAUCAACACAUGUCCUGCAGAAAAAGAGGUCGAACUGGCCUAUCUAGAUGUAGCCAAGAGGCUGGUCAAGUAAAGCUUGUGGCAUCACUAUCAGAGCAAUUACACUUACAGUAGGUGCUGUCAGAAAUAGACGGCAAUGUCCUUUUUUUUUUUUUUUAUAGAAUUUAGUUUUGUAUCAUUGAAAACAGAUCUUGCAGUGAAACCACUAUGGUUAGCCAGAAUUCUGUUCUGCAACACAAAAUAAAGAAAUAUGAUGACUCAGUGCAGGCCAGGGAAAUCCCGUUCCCCUGUAGUGAUUGUGUCUGAACUAUCUGUCAGGGCUAGAUGAAUAGUUUUCCAUGGAGUUUUUUUUUAUCUAUUUGCUGCAUUUCUAUCAUUUACAGUAGAUCAGUAUAUUCUUAUUAUUUAAAGAAGAUAUUAUCUGUUAGUGACAAGCAUAUACAUUAUGUAUCACAGCUAAAAAAUUUUUUAAAGGGAUCGACUAAUUGGUAGAUUCUAGUUUCUAAUUUGAUGAUGAUUUUUUGAGAACAUAAAAAUAUUUGAUAGGAAUACUCAAGUUGUGUCAUACAUAAAUGAUUGUUAGGGGGGAAAAGAACAAGCGAGCACUGGGACAAGGUGAAAAUAGAAGCACAGGUUUAAUACACAAUGUAAAAAUCAUAUUUUUGAAAUGUUAUUGUUUUAAAUACAACUUUGAAUCAGUUAAGUAAGAUAUGAUACCUAUAUAUAUACUAUAUUCCAUGUUGGUACAUUAAAGAAAAACUCUUUCUUUUCAAAUAUAUACUUUAUUUUGAUUCCUUUAAAGAAAUGCUUUUUGUUGUGUUGACAUUUGACUUAUCGUUGUGUCAGCUGACACAUGUUUCCAAAAGAUUUAGUCUUGACCUCAAUUAUAUCUGAUUAAUUUGUAAUUUGUAUUUUGAGUUGUGUGGCAACGAAGAUUCAUGAUAUCCCCUAAUGUUGUUAAAUCAAGUUAAGCAGUCUAGUCGGGCUUUUCUCCAGCUCUCCUCCACUCUCAGCUCUGCUGAAAUAGCACACAGCUCCACAGACUUGAUAGGUCCUCAUGGAGCUCGCAGCUCUUGUGUGGCUUGGACAAACAUUUGAUAUGAAAGGGGAGUGUGGCGCCAGAGAGGCCUAUCCUGCGUGAACCUCUACGAAUAAAAUAAUAUUUUUACAGUUCAA
Clarias gariepinus (North African catfish) is the source of this 2434-nucleotide messenger RNA. RefSeq names its product chloride intracellular channel 5b (gene clic5b). Bases 84 to 1331 code for a protein of 415 amino acids. The transcript has 6 exons. Lineage: Eukaryota; Metazoa; Chordata; Actinopteri; Siluriformes; Clariidae. The record is from RefSeq and is a predicted model, not a curated record.